AUGGCUGGUGCAAAUAGUAUACCAAGGCAGCAGGGGUUUGUGUUUCACGACAUAAAGCAAGAAGUGGAUCGUAGUAGCAUUCCUGGUCAUGCCAGUACUGACGACCCACACUACACUCCGCUACCGCCACCCCCCUCAACUCCUCAGUGGAGUGCUGCCAACAAUAAUAACAGCAAAUUGACCACGGGAACCUAUUCAAACAAUGCUGGAGAAGAUUCCUCAAAGAAGCAAGUUUCUCAGAAAAAAAGGCCCUUGGCCUGUGUCAAUUGCCGGUACAGUAAGCUUAAAUGUCAGUUUUCAUCGACUGCUGAACCACGGACAUGUGAUAGAUGCAGAUUACAAGGCGUAGUUUGUAAAGUAGAAGGGAGAUCUGAGGAACGACAACAUUUUGAAGAAUUCUCCUCGAGGUUAUCAAGAGUUGAGGAUUUGUUGGAUCGACUGAUUGGAAAAAUCGAAGCUAGUUAUCCUCCUGCGGUUCCUCCUGAACAUAGCCUACCGCCUGUACAUGCUCAGGAAACAGCAGUGUCUUUGCAGAAAAGGCAUAGUAGCUCUGCUAGUCUGGGUAAUGGUACCUCGAUUCCUCAGUCUCCCGCUUCAUCUGUCUCCACCAGCACUUUAUCGUCACCAGUUGUGUUGAAGAACAAUCCCGUCAUAUGGCGCAAGAGGGACCGAAAGCCGGGCGGAACGGCUAAAGAACUAUUAUCUGAACUUAACAACAAUACUGGGGGCCCCCCUUCACCUGGGCCCAUCGACUACCAAGAUGAGGAGCCACCCAGUCUGCCUGCCAAGAGGAUAAAGCUGACUCCUGAAGCACCGGGCCGAGACUUGAUUGACCGCGGUUUGAUCAAUGCCUCUGAAGCUGACGAGUGUCUAAUGUUCUUCAGUACCAACAUCUCUCGCUAUCUGCCUGUACUGGUUUUGAACUACGUCGUAUACUUUGAUUCUUCUGUCAGGCAGAGAUCUCCUCUGCUGUUUGCUUCCGUUCUCGCUGUGGCAUCCCUCUACCAUCCAUCUUAUCGAAACAGACAUAGGGUUUUCCGUAAAGAAUUUGAAACUCUGGCUGAGAAAAUGGAUAGACCACGGAUCGACUUACUUGACUCAAAUGCAAAUAGCCAGCAUGAUAUUCAGCCAUUGCUAGACGAUAUAUUGGCUCUUAUUAUUGCUGGAGCAUGGAUCGGUGGCGAGCUCGGUUUCCGGGCGAGUCUUGUAGCAAGUGAAAUGUUCGGUUAUUUGCUCCCGAAAGACCCUCAAAACUAUCGAUUCGAAGAUCAGACCAGAUCGAUGCUGGGUGCGAUUGGGUUGGUAACUUAUAUAAUUGAAAAGCGGCUGCGAAUCAUUCAUGACAGACCCAGCCAACUUCCACCAGACGCAUUGAGUAAUAGACGUGACCAGUAUCUGCCCGUGUUUCUAUCAGGUUUGUCGGGAAAUUUGAAACCUUUACGGUCCAUCGAUCCUUCGGAGCUGAAGGCUACGGCCAAUGUUGAACUAUGCACAUUAAUGAUGAUGUACCAACAAGAAUUAAGUCAUAAGGUAGAAGCUCAUGUUAUGACGCAUUGGAAUACUCAGUUGGACAAGUGGUUGUCAGAAUGGAUGGGUAAACUUACAACUCAUUUAAAGCCUUCAACUUGGAAGCCUCUAAUGCUUACAUUUCAUUAUGCUAAAUUGUUUUUGAAUUUACGCAUCAUUCAAGACACAACUCCUAGCGUCGAAGAGAACACAACAUCGGCAGAUGGCACAUCUGCGACAAACCUUCUCGAAGCAGGUUUCAUCCAUUUUGUUACUCUUGCAGAAAAAGCUGCUUUGGACGUUCUUAAUAUGCUUGUUUUUGACGAAGAUAUCCAAAGGAUGGUGCGGGUGGGUCCUGUGUUUUAUCCCACCAUCUUCGUAACUGCGGGAGCUUUCUUAUUGAAGUUAUUGUGUAUUGGACCAAUUAUCCGAUACCAUGUGAAUGAAGAUAUCCUGGUCUCAAUGGUAGCUCAGGCGACGGCAAGACUUGAAGAGUCAUUGGCAUCAGAUAUCCUUCCCUGUUACGUAACUGUCAGAAAUCUUGGUGAUGCAUUAACGAAAGUAGUCAAGAUUCUAGAAUCAACGGGCAGAUAUUCUGCAGAUGGAACACUCUCUACAAAUUAUGACAAGUUGUCAACGGAUCAAAAGGAUACUAAGGGUCAGAGCUCAGACCGUGGUCACGUUCCUAAUGGUUUGAAUAUUGUCCAUGUACCUUUACCCAUGGACUCUACUCAACCAGUGCCUCCCACUGGGCAUAAUAUACAGACCAGCGGACCCUUUGAAGGACAGCCCAUCCUUGCAAGUGCAAACUACCAAUGGUCAUUUGUGUCUGCUUAUUCACAACCUCUCCAAGUUCAACAAUUUCUACCAGUUCCACCUGCUCACCCACCUCCCUUGUCGCAAGGACAGCCUAGACUUGUCCCCGAAGGGAUGGAGCCUUUACUACAUCCGGAGGAGCCAGUACCACCCUCACCGCCGCAGCCUCUACCUACCAAUGGAUCUGGACAAUGGCCUCUUGGUGGAGAAGGAUUCAGAAAUGUUUACAACAGCGAUCCAAAUUUCCUAAUGGAUGCACAUAGUACGAAUCUUCUUCAAUCACUAUUUGAGUCUCAGUUCAUGAAUGGUUCAUAG
Messenger RNA from Sugiyamaella lignohabitans, 2637 nucleotides. RefSeq lists its product as uncharacterized. The record is from RefSeq and is a predicted model, not a curated record. Bases 1 to 2637 code for a protein of 878 amino acids. Lineage: Eukaryota; Fungi; Ascomycota; Dipodascomycetes; Dipodascales; Trichomonascaceae. Gene Ontology annotation, molecular function: DNA-binding transcription factor activity, RNA polymerase II-specific; transcription cis-regulatory region binding; zinc ion binding. Gene Ontology annotation, biological process: regulation of DNA-templated transcription. Gene Ontology annotation, cellular component: nucleus. The transcript has a single exon.